UCAGUUGACAUGUCACGUGAUCCAAAAAAAAGAGAUGUGAGCAUGUGCAGUUUACUUUGCGGACUACGUUCUUUCCGCGAGACGAAAUAGCGAAAGCAACUGUUUUCAAAUGUUAUUAAAAGGAGUGGAGGAUAAACGAAGGCUAAGACUAGCUGUGUGUUGAUAACGUCUAUGAACUUGUAAAGGGUGUACUCAAGGAUAGAAUACGCAACAUUUACUUUUUUGCGAAUUCGGUUUCAGAUGUGCUGGUGCUGUAGCUAGUUAGCUAACGUCAAAUCAUGUCAACAGAUGCUGGUUAGCUUUAAUGCAUGCUGCAAUCUGACAGUAACUAAGUAGUUGUACACCUGGUGCAACAUGGGACGAAAGAAACAGGGCAAGUUUGUGCGCCCUGACAAUAAGGGCAAAGACAAACGGCAUAAAAUGAAGGGGAAGUCCUUAGAGGCCUUUACAGAAGAAAUGCACACUGCUUUUGAAGCCAGUCUUCACCUAGAGGAAGGAGCAGAGGGCCCUCAGGUGAAACUGCCUUGUCCACUUGCCAUGUGGGAGUUGGGUCACUGUGAUCCCAAACGUUGCACUGGCAGAAAGUUGGUACGCAAAGGGUUCGUCCGCAACCUGCGCCUCAAUCAGCGAUUCAAUGGACUCAUACUAAGUCCAAUGGGGACUAAGUAUGUGACACCAGCAGACAGAGAGAUUGUGGCUCAAAAUGGGUUAGCAGUGAUCGACUGUUCCUGGGCAAAACUGGAGGAGACUCCCUUUAAUAAGAUGGUUGGAACUCAUCCCAGGUUACUGCCUUACCUCGUAGCUGCAAACCCUGUCAACUAUGGCAAGCCUUGCAAGUUAUCUUGUGUUGAGGCUUUUGCUGCUACAUUCUGCAUUGUAGGUUUUGAAGAACUGGCAGUGCUCUUGUUGAAGAAAUUCAAGUGGGGGAGAGUCUUCCUGGAGCUCAAUAAAGUUCUGUUGGACCGCUAUGCUGCAUGCCAGUCUGAGGAAGAGCUGCUCUCUGUAGAGAAGGAUUUUCUCUUGUCGAAACCAGAGGAGGAGGAUUUUGAUCCGUUUGACGUUAAUUCAGGAGUAGAAUGUAGGAAUCUCAACAGACAUCAGUGUGCACCCGAAGAUGAUGAUUCUAGUGAGGAUACGGACACCUCAGAGGAUAACGAAGAUGAAGCAGAAGAUGAGAAAACGGAGAGCAACGAUGAGUCAAGAACAGGAAGGGACUGAAUUAAAGUCAUCACAAUAAAACACAUUUCAACCAAGGAUCCUUUUAAUACAAGUACUGGCAAAACUCAUUUUAACGACUCAUUACUCCCACAUACACUCAAGGCUAUUUUGGGCCUUCCAGUUUUGUAUCAAACAAAUAUGUAAAUGAUACAAUAAAUUGUAUGUUUUUAAUGUAAACACGUACUAAAUAAAAAUAUUUGCAACCUUCA
Xiphias gladius (swordfish) is the source of this 1427-nucleotide messenger RNA. It is a transcript of the gene tsr3, whose product is annotated as TSR3 ribosome maturation factor. Gene Ontology annotation, biological process: maturation of SSU-rRNA. The record is from RefSeq and is a predicted model, not a curated record. The coding region runs from base 355 to 1218 and encodes 287 amino acids. The transcript is spliced from 6 exons. Gene Ontology annotation, molecular function: rRNA small subunit aminocarboxypropyltransferase activity. Lineage: Eukaryota; Metazoa; Chordata; Actinopteri; Istiophoriformes; Xiphiidae.